Molecule: messenger RNA, 1194 nt
Organism: Vigna radiata var. radiata (mung bean)
Lineage: Eukaryota; Viridiplantae; Streptophyta; Magnoliopsida; Fabales; Fabaceae
Product: acidic leucine-rich nuclear phosphoprotein 32-related protein-like
Exons: 2
Coding region: 1-1194 (397 amino acids)
Source: RefSeq, a predicted model, not a curated record
AUGGAUGACUGUAUUAAAGUAGUGGUCCAUCAUACAGGACAUUUUGUUAGUGAUGAUAAUGGUAAUUUAAAAUUUGAUGGAGAGAUAACACAAUGGUCUUGUGAUCCAGACCUCUUCUGCUAUUGUGGAAUAAUAACAUCAGUGAAAGAGUUAGGUCAUAAAGACAUUAAAGAAGUUUGGUACAGUUUAGGAGGUCAAUCAGUGGUACCAGAGAGGUUAGAAUUAUUGACUGAUGAUAGGGGUGCUUUGCAUAUGGUUAAUAUUGCAAUGUUAAAUGGUCAAGUUCAUUUGUACAUUGUUCAUAAUAGGAAUGAACCAGAAAUAAUUGAAAUGAUUGAAUGGGUUGAUGGUGUUGUUAAUGAUGAAGUUCAUGUUGGAACACAAGUGGAGGGUGAGGGUGAGGUUCAAGCUGUAACAGAAAUGCAGAAUGGUCAUGGUGAGGGUGAGUGUGAGGUUGAGAGAGAGGUUGAUUGUGAGGUUGAGGGUGAGGCUGAAGUUGUAACACAAUUGGCUGAGGGAGAAGUUCAAAGAGAGGUUGAGGCUGAGGUUGAGGGUGAGGUUGAAGUUGUAACACAAUUGGCUGAGGGAGAAGUUCAAAGAGAGGUUGAGGCUGAGGUUGAGGGUGAGGCUGAAGUUGUAACACAAUUGGCUGAGGGAGAAGUUCAAAGAGAGGUUGAGAAAGAGGUUGAGGCUGAGGUUGAGGGUGAGGGUGAAGGUUUAACACAAUUGGAGGAGGUUGAGCUUGCUAAUGUGGAUGAGGUUGAGGUCCAUGAUGUAGAUGAUUUCGAGCUAAAAGACGUAGAAGAUGAGGAUGAAGAUGAAAAUAUAGAAGAUGAUGAGGAUGAAAACGUAGAUGAGUCUAGUAGUGAAGAAAGUCUUAUUGAUGUGACCAUUCAUUGUGAUAACAUUGAUACUUCUAAAAGAAGCUUGAGUGAAGAACAACCCUGCAGUUCAUGGACAAGUGGUAAUGAUGACAUGAAUGAUGUAUGUGGUAUAUCUGACAAUAAGUGGGUGUCAGAUGACUUGGACAGUGGUCCAGAUAGUGAGAAUGAAAGUUCCAUUCCUAGAAGUUUGUUCCCCACAUUUAGCAUGCCUAAAAUUUUGGAAGAAUAUAAGUGGGAAGUUGAGACUUAUUUUACUGAGAAAAACGAAUUCAAAGAGGCCAUUAGGACAUAUGCACUAAGUAAUGGUUGA